AUGGCGCUUGCUCUUCGUUAUGCCGAGGAAGGCGAGUUCAGCUCUCGUGCAUGUGACGUCUCUGCUUUGGAACUCUCCAGCGUAACACCGAGCAAGGCCAUUUUUCGAUGGAGCCGCUUUGUGCGUGAUCUGCUUGGACCUCAAGCCCAUGACGCUAUUAAAGUGAAAACGCUGGUAAUUGCUAUGCCUGGAGCAGCGCAACAGUUCGUACAGCAGCUGACUGCUUCUUGGACAGCAGUUGGGACAUUAUUGACUAAUGACCAAGCCAUUCAACCAUGCAAAUUGCAAAGUUCACCCACUCUGGGUGUUAUUCUGUCAAAAAUGGGACUAAAGGUGCUGGAAGAAGAAAAUUGUCUCGCGUUAUUAGUAGGUCAAGAAGUGCCGGCUACAGCGACAUGGGAGUGGCUCGAUACAUUGAGAACUCAUGUUGAUGCAGAGGAGAUUGUGUGUCUAGACUCGAUGUUGUCAACAAUUUACACGGAUCAGUAUGAGGACGAGCAGAUUGGAGCAAAGCUAAGGAUGCUGGCAACUUCUACCGUGACGAAGAAGAUGAAGCUGCAGACGCCUGUGCAUCCGCUGGAAGUGCCGCACUUUGUCACUGGAAUUCCGGCAGCUCUGCUUACUCAUGGAGAGUUACGUAAACGUCGUGUUCGCGUGUUUGUGAGUCUGCGGGAUGUCUCUACUACUUCAUUCGACGUAAUGCAGAGUUUUAUGCCGUUGACUGCGUCGUCAGCAUCUGUGCUCAGUGUGCUAGAGCAACCAAGGUGUUUCCAGCCAACUGAUGAUUCUACGCGUCAAAAAAGCGCAGUGAGCGUGCUGUACACGUAA
This is a messenger RNA of Peronospora farinosa, 828 nucleotides long. Lineage: Eukaryota; Oomycota; Peronosporomycetes; Peronosporales; Peronosporaceae. The record is from the annotation of a GenBank genome assembly.